AUGUUCAGAGAUUCAGUCCUGUCCGGCGCCGUUACAUGUGAAGAUACUCGAGCAUCCGAGAUCGGCACCACCAUCUUAUCGGAGGGAGGUAAUGCAGUAGAUGCUAUAAUAGCUACUAUCUUAGCGGUAAACACUCUAUGUCCAUACCAUUCUGAUAUUGGAGGAGGUGGAUUUGCUAUUUUGAGAACUGGCGAUGGUGAGAUCAAAAGUUUGAACUUCAGACAUACUGCUCCUGCAGCUGCAAAUAACGAGUUCUACAAGAACCCGGAAGUAUCUUCGUCCAUAGGAGGUGCAGCAGUCGCUGUACCAGGGGAAAUCAAAGGGUUGGAAGAGUUACAUGGGAAAUACGGAAAGUUACCUUGGGAAAAGUUGUUGGAACCGUCGAUUAGGCUCGCAGAAGAUGGGUUCGAGGUGAAACAGGAUUUGCACGAAUUCAUCACUGCAGAAUGUAAUCCACCUGGAUCAUCAAAUCUCUCAGGCUCAUGGAUGGAGAACGAUUCAUGUUAUUCCUCCUUAUUUGUCGAUGGUCAAGCUAUACCUGUAGGCUCGACAUGGAAAAGACCAGAAUAUGCCAAUACCUUGAAGCAGAUAGCCAGAGAGGGGUCGAAAGCGUUCUACGAGGGUGAGGUGGCCGAGGCUUCGGUGAAAGUGGUGCAGGAACGAGGAGGGUUGAUGACCUUACAGGAUCUGAAGGAAUACAAAGUAGAAUGGAACCAGCCAUUAUCGAUACCUUACAGAGAUUAUACCAUAUACGCAACGCCCGCUCCAGCCUCAGGUGCGAUCUUCUUAUCUGCUUUGGGGAUGUUGAGCCAUUUCGAACCUGAAGGUAAUGGUAGUGUGAAAGAUUUACAUGUUUUGACCGAAUCUUUGAGGCUCGCAUAUGGUCAGCGGACUGCGUUAGGCGAUCCAAACUAUGUUCCUGGACUGCUCGAAAAACAGGCAUCCUGGCUUACACCAGAUGCCUUAGAAGAAAAAGCAAAGCUGAUCACUGAAAAGACCCAUGAGCCGGACUACUAUAAGCCACCCAAAGUCGAAAUUGUAAAUGAUCAUGGAACUUCCAAUAUCACUGUGGCCGAUGCUGACGGCUUGGUCGUGUCGAUCACCACGACUGUUGGAUUAGCUUGGGGUUCUCGCGUUAUUGUACCUGGGUAUGGAUUCGUGUUGAACGAUUCUAUGGAUGAUUUCUCAGUGGAGGGUCGACCGAAUCAGUGGGGUUAUGAACCUCAAGUGGCUAAUUAUGUUUUCGGUGGUAAGAGACCCCUAAGUUCAAGCUGUCCCUAUAUCAUCACCCGUACUACCACCAACCAGCCACACGCAUCAGGAGGUGCCGCAGGUGGAUCAACAAUCAUCUCGGGGAACGUUCAAGUCGCAAGGAAUAUAUUGGAUUACGAUUUAUCAGCGAAGGAGGCACUGAGAGCCAACAGGUUGCAUAAUCAGCUAUUACCGAAUGUCUCCGAGUUAGAACAGUCUUCUACGCAUCAAGGUAUCACAGUUGAUGGGUUUAGCGAAGAACAAGCCAAAGGAUUGGAAAUGAAAGGACAUCAGAUCAAGUUGGUCAAGAAGAAUAGGACUACACCUGUGGUGAUGAGAAUGUACGACGGAAAGAAAGAAAGAUGGGAGGUGGGAGCCGAACCUAGAAGGAAUGAUUCGGGUGGUAGUGUUUUCAUCGCUCCAUGA
Messenger RNA from Kwoniella botswanensis, 1677 nucleotides. Its product is annotated as gamma-glutamyltransferase. The transcript is spliced from 7 exons. The record is from RefSeq and is a predicted model, not a curated record. Gene Ontology annotation, cellular component: plasma membrane. Gene Ontology annotation, molecular function: glutathione gamma-glutamate hydrolase. Gene Ontology annotation, biological process: glutathione catabolic process. Lineage: Eukaryota; Fungi; Basidiomycota; Tremellomycetes; Tremellales; Cryptococcaceae. Bases 1 to 1677 code for a protein of 558 amino acids.